Thlaspi arvense is the source of this 198-nucleotide messenger RNA. NCBI's taxonomy places the organism in Eukaryota, Viridiplantae, Streptophyta, Magnoliopsida, Brassicales, Brassicaceae. The record is from the annotation of a GenBank genome assembly.
AAGCUCAACACUCCCUACGACGACCCUCUCGCCGACCCUCUCACCGACGCUGAUCCCGCAGACUCAGACUCCGAGCCCGACUCCAGAUUCUCUAAGGUGGGAAUGGCAAUGAAGUCUGGAUUUUGGACAUGCGUUGACAUGGCAAGUGGCCGCUAUCUCUGGAACCACCUCUGUUCGAAUUCCGACCGCUCUUCUUGA